AUGGUAAUCAUUGUGAGCAAAUCAGCUGGCCUAUUUAUGUUGAGCAUUUCCCCUCGUGAAGUGUCAAUUUCUUUUAUCCUCUAUAAUCUUCCUUCACUGGCAUCAAUGGAAACCUACCAGUCUGUCCUCUUAGUAACGCAUCUGAUGCUAUUAUUGUUUACCUCAUCAUCGGCGGUGAAGCAUAACAACAUUACCGACCUCUCGGCCCUCUUGGCCAUCAGAGCGCAGGUCAUCGAACGUGAUCCAAGCAGCGUUAUAUCCGCCAACUGGACCACUGAUGCCUCCUUUUGCACCUGGAUGGGCGUCUCCUGCAGCCGUCGAUGGCGAAGAGUCACUGCUCUCAACAUUAGCAACAUGCCGCUCUACGGCACCAUCCCUCCUCACAUCAGCAACCUCUCAUUUCUGUCUCUGCUCUCGCUUUCCAAUGAUGGCUUAGCCGGAACCAUUCCUGAAUCUCUGGCUCGGCUGCCUCGACUGAAAUAUCUCGGACUUGAUGGUAAUCAGCUUUCAGGUUCAAUACCUCCUGCCUUUUUCAACAUGUCAUCGCUUAUUGAAUUGCGUCUCGGGCACAACAGUAUUUCAGGCACCCUGCCCUCUAAUGAUAGCAACUUCCAUCCGUUGUUCCCUCAUAUUAUGGCUAUGUCUUGGAACCAACUCACUGGCAGCAUCCCGUCUAGCCUUUGCGGUAGUCGUACUCUUCAAUUUCUGAGCUUGAGUUUUAACCAGCUAACCGGAAACAUACCGUCCGAGAUUGGAAAUAUGAAGCAACUUAAUACAUUAUAUCUUGGAAGUAACUACCUAACGGGUACCAUACCAUCCUCUUUAGGUAACCUGACUAACCUGUCCAAAUUAAGUCUUGGCAACAGCAGCUUCCAUGGGAAUAUUCCCGAGGAGUUGGGUCGUCUCACGAGCCUUGAUCGUUUGCAGAUUAGUUUCUGUGGUGGUAUUACUGGUCCCAUACCGAUUUCUCUUUCCAAUUUGUCAUCACUCACAUUCUUUCAACUGGCCAAAAAUAGUCUCACCGGACCAGUGCGUUUGCAGUUUGGGAACAUGGCUAACCUUUCAAUCUUGGAGCUAUUAGGAAACAAACUAACAGGAGGAGUUGACUUCCUUGCAUCGCUUUCGAACUGCAGAGUUUUAGAUCGUGUUAACAUUGGUGAAAAUGAGCUGGAUGGCAUUCUUCCAUAUACCGUAGGUAACCUUUCAAGGACUCUAACCGUGCUUGGCAUUCAGGAUAAUCAUAUUAAGGGGAAAAUUCCUGUUGAGCUGGGUAACCUGUCUGGAUUGAUCGCUCUAUCAUUGAGCAAUAAUGAGCUAGUUGGAACGAUACCGUCUGAAAUCAAAACCCUACAAGGCUUGCAGUCCCUAAGUUUGGAUAGUAACAGGAUAUACGGUUCGAUCCCACAUGAGCUCGGCCGAUUGAGAAACUUGGUCGCACUGUACCUCAAUGGCAAUUGUCUUUCUGGAUCGAUACCUGACUCGCUGGGCAACAUCACUGGACUAGAGAUCUUAAGACUUGGUGCUAACAGGUUAUCCUCAACAAUUCCUGAAACUAUUUGGAGUUUGACUCAUCUACAUGAAUUGAAUCUGUCACAAAACCUUCUCACUGGAUCGCUGCCAUUAACAUUGUGGAACAUGCAGGGCUUAUAUGCAUUUGAUGUAUCAAUAAAUCAGCUGUCGGGUGACCUUCCAAGUCCUCCGAAGUAUCUCGAGAUCAAUUAUUUAGAUCUAUCAAAUAACUCAUUCGACGGGCACAUUCCUGAAUCAUUUGGUAAUCUCAUUAAUCUUGAUGUCUUGAAACUUUCUUGCAAUAAGCUCUCAGGUGUUAUACCCGAGUCCUUAGUCAAAAUCCGACAUCUCAGCAUCCUGAACUUAUCUUUCAACAAGUUGGAAGGAAAGGUUCCAAAUGACGGUGCCUUUUUAAAUGUAAGUGCCGUGUCUUUGGAAGGAAAUGCAGCAUUAUGUGGAGCACCCAGAUUAGGAUUUUCAUCUUGUAAUCCAUCUGAUUCUAAAGAUUCUAAUUCAAGGAGGCAUUUGCUAAGGUAUAUCCUCCCUGUUAUUGCUUCUUCCGGAGUCCUCCUCCUUGGUUUUUGCAUCUUAUUAAGAUUUUGUAGAAGGAGAGCCAAGAAUCUAGCCCCUCCUAGCAUGCUCUCUUCUACUCACCAUAGAUUGAUCUCAUACUACGAGCUUGUUCGUGCCACUGACAACUUCAGCGAGAUAAACUUGCUGGGAAUGGGGACUUCUGGUUCUGUGUACAGAGGGCUUUUAGAUGACGGCCUUCUUGUUGCCAUAAAGGUCUUGAAUUUGGAAAUCGAAGGAGCUUCAAGGAGUUUUGAUGCUGAAUGUCGUGCUUUGAGGCUGGUUCGACACAGAAAUCUUGGUAGAAUCAUCAGCACGUGCUCCAACAUGGAUCUCAAGGCACUUGUACUCCAAUUCAUGCCCAAUGGAAGUCUAGAAAGAUGGCUACACUCCCAUAAUUACUGCUUGAGCUUACUUCAAAGGAUUGACAUCAUAAUCGAUGUAGCUUCAGCUAUUGACUACCUUCAUCACCACCAUUCUGAGGUUAUUCUACAUCGUGAUCUAAAACCGAGCAACAUUCUUCUUGAUGAAGAAAUGGUUGCACAUGUCAGCGACUUUGGCAUUGCAAAAUUGCUGAGUGGUGACAACCGGAGUGUAACCUCAGCAAGCACGGCAGGAACAAUUGGCUAUAUUGCUCCAGAGUAUGCAUCAACUGGAAGAGUCUCCACAAAGGGAGAUGUCUAUAGCUUUGGAAUAUUGUUGCUAGAAAUCUUUACGAGAAAGAAGCCUACUGAUCCUAUGUUUACGGGGGAAUCAAGCUUGCGACGAUGGGUAAAUGAUGCAAAUCCUAGUGGCCUAUUAGAUAUUGUGGACUGCAAUCUCCUGAAAGAUGAAAAUGGAAAUGAAAGGCCAAAGAGCUACUUAAUUUCAACACAGGCCUGUCUAUCUUCCAUCAUGCAGUUGGGGAUCAUCUGUUCAAGUGACUCGCCUAGAGAAAGGCUUGCUAUGAAAGACGUCGUCCCACAGUUGCAGAAGAUCAAGAUGAGGUAUAUGUCUGAGUCUUGUGCUGCUUGAAACAUGACAGUAAUGUAUUAUGAAUUUACUUGUAUGCAUACAGGUUUCUUGCCAGUUAUAUCAGGAGUAAUGUGUAUUAUGAAUUCUGAAGCGACUAUGAGAAGCAUUUUAGUAACUUUUGUUUUCUAGAUUU
Molecule: messenger RNA, 3226 nt
Organism: Asparagus officinalis (garden asparagus)
Lineage: Eukaryota; Viridiplantae; Streptophyta; Magnoliopsida; Asparagales; Asparagaceae
Product: probable LRR receptor-like serine/threonine-protein kinase At3g47570
Exons: 4
Coding region: 1-3093 (1030 amino acids)
Biological process (GO): protein phosphorylation; hormone-mediated signaling pathway
Cellular component (GO): plasma membrane
Molecular function (GO): protein kinase activity; protein binding; ATP binding
Source: RefSeq, a predicted model, not a curated record